AUGAGGUUAAUAACAUGGCUUAUCUGCUUAGUCGCAUUUGUGGCGCCAGCGUUUGCAGUCAACUACCUCGAAUCAAAUUCACUCAACUUGUGCAUGGAGAGUAGCAACUUCACAGCCACCUAUUUCCAUGUCAUAUUCUACCCAAACAACAAUUCCCUUGAGAUUGGCUUCGAUGGAGUGUCAUACAUCUCCGGAAAGGUCGUGGCAGACUUAACUCUGACGGCCUAUGGCUACAAGGCCUAUUCAAGCACCCUCGAUCCCUGCUCCAUUGCAGGGAUGGGAAUGUGUCCUAUGGCUCCUGGUCCCAUUGACUUGGAAUCUGUUUCGCUCACUCUUCCAAAUGAUACCGCCUCGAGGAUCCCGGGUAUCGCCUACACUGUUCCAGAUCUUGAUGCCACCGUGCAGAUUGUGAUCAAAACGAAGGAUACCGGCGAAAAGAUUGCUUGUGUGGAAGCGGCGCUAUCCAAUGGUAAAACUGUCUACCAGGUCGGAGUUUCUUGGGUGACUGCAGUCAUCUCUGGCUUAGGUCUCACGGCAUCUGCUAUCACUUCCGGAUUGGGUCACUCCAACACUGCUGCUCACGUUGCGGCGAAUGCGCUUUCUUUGUUUGGUUUCAUGCAGUCUCAGGCAAUCAUUGGCAUGACAGCUGUUCACAUGCCACCGAUUGUGGAAUCGUGGACUCAGGACUUCCAGUGGAGUAUGGGCAUCAUUCAUGUCGGUUUCCUGCAGAAAAUCUGCACCUGGUAUCAGCGCUCCACAGGCGGUACACCCUCAACGGUUCUCUCUUCACUGAGCGACACCUCGGUAGAGGUUCUCAAGAAGCGUGACUUUUACAUAGAUCCGGUACGCAAUCUGAUGAAGAGAGGGCUCAACAUUCUCGGGAAACGAGACUCCAGCCAGAAGGUUCAAGUCGUGCGGGGCAUCGAUCGUGUUGGAUUCCGUGCUGGCAUCGAAGAAACCAACAUCUUCUUGACCGGUCUCAUUUUCUUCGUCGUCUUUGUUUUCAUCGUUGUCAUAAUCAUUGCCGCCUUUAAGGGUAUUUGUGAGUUACUGGUAAAGCACGGCAGAAUGAAGGGCGACACGUUCCAAGACUUCCGUAAUGGGUGGAAGGUUGUCACUCGAGGUAUCCUGUUUCGCCUGACCUUGAUUGGUUUCCCCCAAAUGUGCAUCCUUUGCCUUUGGGAGUUCACUCAACGUGACUCGCCAGCCGAGGUCGUCUUGGCUGUGGUGAUGCUCUUAUCUCUCCUGAUUGCGCUAGGCUGGGCAGCCCAGAAGGUCAUUCGUUUGGCGAAACGCUCGGUCGCGAUGCACAAAAACCCGGCAUACAUCCUGUAUUCGGAUCCUGCAUGUCUUAAUAAAUGGGGCUUCCUCUAUGUGCAAUAUCGGGCAACGGCGUAUUACUUCGUCGUUCCCUACCUCUUCUAUGUUCUGAUCAAGGGCAUGUUCAUCGGACUGAGCCAGUCCGCUCCCGUUGUCCAGACCGUAGCUUUGGUGGUCAUCGAAGCUGGUAUGUUAGUCGCCGUCUGUGUCAUUCGACCGUGGAUGGACAAGAAGACCAACGUCUACAACAUUGCAAUCGCGGUCGUCAACUUCAUUAACGUGAUCUUCUUGCUGGUCUUUUCGAACGUCUUCAACCCACCAGGUCUGAUGAUUGGUGUCAUGGGUGUCGUUUUCUUCGUGUACAACGCCGUCUUUGCUUUGGUUCUCCUUAUUCUUGUUUUGAUUGCCUCUGUUUAUGCCGUCAUGUCCAAGAAUCCGGAUACUCGAUACCAGCCAAUGCGUGAUGACCGGGGAUCAUUCAUCAAGUCACAGACCCAACUGACGACCGAGUUGGAUGCCUUGGGUGCUACUGCUCGAGGUGACGUCAAGAGCCAGGCGUACCAGCAGGGUCCGUUUGAUGAAGAUACCCUCUCCAUUUCUAGUGGCCGCGUUAAUGGCAGCGGUAACGGCAGUAGCAACGAAGGCGGCAAUGGGUACAAACAAGUACCUCACACUGCUCAGCGUCAGGUCCAGCCAUCACCUGUUGAUCCAUCAGUUCCGCUUAUCCCCAGCAAUUCCUCUGGUUCUCGGAACUCUCCUCCAGGCUACGACCAGCUUGGUCGGGCAUCACCAGCAUCCGCAGCAUCCGCAGGGCGGAAUUACAACAACAUGCCCGUCGGACAAUCCGCAUUGGCCCCCAAUUAUAGAAACCAAAAUAGCUCUAGUCCAUGGCAACGAGGAGCCGGCUAUGAGCACUAG
This is a messenger RNA of Penicillium odoratum, 2238 nucleotides long. RefSeq names its product transient receptor potential ion channel family protein. Bases 1 to 2238 code for a protein of 745 amino acids. The record is from RefSeq and is a predicted model, not a curated record. NCBI's taxonomy places the organism in Eukaryota, Fungi, Ascomycota, Eurotiomycetes, Eurotiales, Aspergillaceae. The transcript has a single exon. Gene Ontology annotation, biological process: transmembrane transport; fungal-type cell wall biogenesis.